CACUAAAAUUCAAGUCAAGAAAGAAAUUUAUUUGGAUGGUUUUGUACGAUUUGGACUUUUUAAUUUUGAUUAGAUUUCAACUUACAUUGGAUUUCCUUUGUUUUCAAUUGUAUGUGAAGAAACAAAAAUAACAAUAGUCAUCAUGUUAAAACCUAAAGCAUUGACUCAAGUACUGAGCCAAGCGAACACCGGAGGCGUCGAAAAUACAUUGCUGCUGAAUCAUCAAGGAGCACUAUUGGCCUACUCUGGCUAUAACGACAAGGAUGCAAGGGUGACUGCAGCAAUAGCUAGUAACAUUUGGUCUGCAUAUGAAAAGCAUGGCAGGAAUGUGUUCAAAGAAGACAGACUCCAUGUGAUAUUUGUUGACUGUGCAAAUGGAAAAAUUGCAAUAACACAAGUUGCUAACUUGUUAUUGUGCCUUUAUGCCAAAGAGACUGUUGGAUUUGGAAUGUUAAAAGAAAAAAUCAAUGCAUUAGCUCAAUAUUUAGAAGGACCUCUGAAGCAAGUUGCAAGUUCAUAAUAGUUUUGUGGUGUAAUAUUGAGUUCUACAAUAGUGUAAGAUUUGUAUGCAUAUUGCCUCUCUCUGGUGGAUUUGAAGCUGGUGCAAAUUAAAUAUAUAUUUGCCUGAGUGGUAAGAUUUAUAACAGUUAUGGGCAGUUUUUU
Molecule: messenger RNA, 663 nt
Organism: Plodia interpunctella (Indianmeal moth)
Lineage: Eukaryota; Metazoa; Arthropoda; Insecta; Lepidoptera; Pyralidae
Gene: Lamtor2
Product: Late endosomal/lysosomal adaptor, MAPK and MTOR activator 2
Exons: 2
Coding region: 143-520 (125 amino acids)
Biological process (GO): cellular response to amino acid stimulus; positive regulation of TOR signaling
Cellular component (GO): Ragulator complex
Molecular function (GO): guanyl-nucleotide exchange factor activity; molecular adaptor activity
Source: RefSeq, a predicted model, not a curated record